This is a messenger RNA of Dovyalis caffra, 3342 nucleotides long. Lineage: Eukaryota; Viridiplantae; Streptophyta; Magnoliopsida; Malpighiales; Salicaceae. The record is from the annotation of a GenBank genome assembly.
AUGCAGAAUGCGCUAAAUUCUCACCAGAUGGGCAAUUCCUUGUCUCGUGCUCUAUUGAUGGGUUUGUCGAGGUAUUAUUUUGGAAACUGCUUCCAGGUGUGGGAUCAUGUAAGUGGAAAGCUCAAAAAGGAUCUUCAGUACCAGGCUGAUGAAACUUUCAUGAUGCAUGAUGAUCCUGUCCUCUGUGUUGAUUUUAGCCGAGAUUCUGAGAUGCUUGCAUCUGGAGCCAAAGAUGGGAAGAUCAAAUUCUCUAGAUGGUUGUGCAUCUUUAAAUUAUCCAUGAAGUUCAUAAAGCUUCCUUCUGAGAGAAUAGAGGAAUUAGUUUAUAAAGAUAUUAUGAAGUAUGAGUUCUUGAGAAAACUUGAUAACUUUACUGGGAGCGGAAAGUCUCAGGUGAAAUUUGCAUUGCUGGUCUGGCGUAUACGUACUGGCCAAUGCUUGCGUCGUCUUGAACGUGCACAUUCUCAGGGAGUCACAAGUCUUGCCUUCUCUCGUGAUGGAAGCCAGCUGCUAAGUGCAUCCUUUGACAACACUGCCAGAAUCCAUGGCCUAAAAUCUGGGAAGUUGUUAAAAGAAUUCCGUGGCCAUUCAUCAUAUGUGAAUGAUGCCAUCUUCACUAGCGAUGGAACUCGUGUUAUUACUGCCUCCAGUGAUUGCACAGUCAAGGUUUGGGAUAUGAAGAGCACUGACUGUAUACAUACAUUCAGGCCACCACCACCAUUGAGGGGAGGUGAUGCUUCUGUGAACUCUGUUCAUCUUUUCCCAAAAAAUACUGAUCAUAUUGUUGUAUGUAACAAGACAUCUUCGAUAUACAUUAUGACACUUCAAGGACAGGUUGUGAAGAGCUUUUCUUCCGGUAAAAGAGAAGGUGGAGAUUUUGCUGCAGCCUGUGUAUCACCGAAAGGGGAAUGGAUCUACUGUGUUGGUGAAGACAGGAAUAUUUACUGCUUCAGCUUCCAAUCUGGCAAACUAGAGCAUCUAAUGAAGCAACUUCCAUUUGUCAAGGAGCCGCCUGUAACUGGCCAGUCAGAGUCCGAGAGGCAGGAACCGGUAGGAAGGGUUGAUUUUAGAUUGAAGACUGUCCAUGAAAAUGAUGAUUUAUUGCCUCUCCAUCGACUAGCAACCUCUCUUCCGGUUGCAGGGGCGGAUAGUCGUGAAAGAAGAAUUGGGGUUGGGCAGAGCCAAUUAGGGUUUGUUAAAAUGGGCUGUUUUGAUUUUGCACUGUUGUUUUAUUUUAAAAUGUUGGGUUGUGGUGUUUUGCCUGAUAAGUAUACUUUGCCUCCUGUGAUUAAGGCUUGUAAUGGUUUGAAUAAUGUGAGAUUAGGGAAGGUGGUUCAGGAUAUGAUUUUGGAGAUGGGUUUUGAGUUGGAUAUGUUUGUUAGUAGUUCUUUGAUGAAGUUGUAUGCUGAGAAUGGCUGUAUAGAGGAUGCCAGGAACUUGUUUGAUAAAGUGAUUGAUAAAGAUUGUGUUUUGUGGAAUGUGAUGAUAAAUGGUUAUGCGCAGUGUGGGGAAUCUGAUAGUGCUAUCAAACUGUUUAAGUAUAUGAGGAGUUCUGAAGCUAAGCCUGAUUCCGUGACGUUUGCUUGUAUUCUUUCUGUCUCUAGCUCUGAGCCAAUGGUUGAGUAUGGGAGACAGCUUCAUGGGCUUGUUGUUCAUAGUGGGUUGGAAUUUGAUCCUCUGGUGGGGCAUACACUAGUGACUAUGUAUUCGAAAGGCGGGCAUUUGGGUGAUGCGCGUAAGUUUUUUGAUGUGAUGCCUCAGAUUGAUUUGGUUGUUUGGAAUAGGAUGAUCGGUGGAUAUGUACAAAACAGGUUUAUGGAUGAUGCUUCAACGUUGUUUAAUGAGAUGAUAUCUGCCGGCCUUAAACCAGACUCGGUCACUUUAACUAGUUUCCUUCCAUCAGUUACUGAGUCAUUGAAUCUCAGACAAGGUAAGGAAAUUCAUGGUUAUAUAGUGAGGCAUGGUGUGAUUUUGGAUGUGUACUUGAAGAGUGCUCUUAUUGACUUAUACUUUAAAUGCAGGGAUGCCGUGAUGGCAUGCAAGAUUUUUAACCAAAGUACAACAUUUGAUAUUGUAAUAUGCACGGCUAUGAUUUCAGGCUAUGUGCUUAAUGGUAAGAAUAAUGAUGCUUUAGAAAUCUUUAGGUGGUUACUUGAAAAGAAGAUGAUUCCAAAUGCUUUAACCUUUUCAAGUCUAUUGCCAGCAUGUGCUGGUUUGGCUGCUCUAAAAUUGGGGAGGGAAUUGCAUGGUAACAUCCUCAAGAAUGAGUUAGAAGGGAACUGUCUUGUGGGAAGUCCAAUUAUAAACAUGUAUGCAAAAUGCGGAAGAUUGGAUCUUGCAUACCUAGUUUUUGGUAGAAUAUCUGAAAAGGAUGCAAUUUGUUGGAACUCGAUAAUCAUAAGCUGUUCCCAGAAUGGCAAACCAAAGGAGGCCAUUGAUCUUUUUCGUAAAAUGGGGAUGGAAGGAAUGAAGUAUGACUACGUGAGUGUUUCAGCUGCCCUCUCUGCUUGUGCAAACAUUCCAGCGCUUCAGUAUGGGAAAGAGAUACAUGGUUUUAUGAUCAAAGGUGCAUUUGAUUCUGAUCUUUUUGAUAUGAGUGCACUGAUGGAAAUGUAUGCCAAAUGUGGGAAGCUAAAUAUUGCUUGCCAGGUUUUCAACUUGAUGCAGGAGAAGAAUGAAGUUGCAUGGAAUACCAUCAUUGCUGCUUAUGGGUACCAUGGUCGCCUUGAGGAUUCUCUUGCUCUGUUUCAUAAUAUGUUGGAAGAAGGAAUUCAGCCAGAUCAUGUCACCUUUCUUGCUAUUUUAUCUUCUUGCGGCCAUACUGGGCAGGUCGAGGAUGGUGUUCACUACUUCCACCUCAUGACUGAGGAAUAUGGUAUCCCAGCUCAGAUGGAGCAUUAUGCUUGCAUGGCAGAUCUGUUUGGCCGUGCAGGCUGUUUGGACAAAGCAUUUGAAAUCAUAAAAAGCAUGCCAUUUUCACCUGAUGCUGGUGUUUGGGGCACUUUGUUGGGAGCCUGUCGGGUUCAUGGCAAUGUUGAACUCGCUGAAGUGGCUUCAAGAUAUCUACUUGACAUGGACCCAAAAAAUUCUGGUUACUAUUUAUUGCUUUCACAUGUACUUGCUGAUGCUGGACAAUGGAGGAGUGUGCAGAAGAUACGACAUUUGAUGAAAGAAAGAGGAGUCCACAAAGUUCCUGGAUGCAGUUGGGUUGAGGUCAACAGCACCACUCAUAUAUUUUAUGCUGCAGAUGGAAGUCACCCAGAGUCUCCUCAGAUCUAUUAUUUACUGAAGUGUCUCCUCCUGGAGCUAAGAAACGAGGGUUAUGUUCCUCAAGCUAUAUGA